GAUGCGUGGGGCCGUGCCGCGGGGGCACGCAGGGGACGGAGCGGGACCGUGGCGGGUGCCCGCUGAGCUCUGCGUCCCCAGGCAUGGCGGGGCUGCUGAAGGCCCUGGUGAGUGCCUCAGAGAAGGCGGCCGACAUCGCCCGGCUGUGCCGGCACGAGGAGCCCCUCUUCCAGCUCCUGGUGGCCGAGAAGACGGGCGCCGACAAGAACCGGCGGUUCCUGCAGGACUUCAAGACGCUGGCGGACGUGCUCAUCCAGGAGGUCAUCAAGCACGACCUGGGCACGGAGUUCCCCGAGCUCCAGGGCCACAUUGGCGGCGAGGAGUCCAACGAGUUCACCAAUGCCCAGGGGGAGACGGUGGCGGUGCAGGUGUGCGGCACGGUCGGGGAGACCGCGGCGCUGCUGGGCUCCGUGCUGGCCCCCGAGCAGGCGGCAGCCGAGCUGCUGGCAGCCGCCGCGCACCGGGAUGUGGUGCUGGGGGACGCGGCGCUGGAUGGGCUGGCCCUGAGCAUCCCUCCCGGGGACCUGGCCAUCUGGAUAGACCCCAUCGACUCCACCAACGAGUACAUCGGUGGGCGCGAGGACGUGGCCCCCGUCGACGGCAUCUCCCCCGCGGGGCUGUGCUCGGCGCUGGUGCUCAUCGGGGCCUAUGACCGCUGCUCCGGCUGUCCCGUGCUGGGCGUCAUCAACGAGCCCUUUUUCCACCACGACCCCCUCACCCACAGGUGGCAGGGCCGGUACCACUGGGGCGUCGCGUACCAGGACACCCGUCUGUGUUCGCUGAGCCCCCCGCCGCCUCCGCGCCGCCCGCCACGCGUGGUGCUGAGCCGGGCCGAGGGGCCGGGGGUGCGGGCGGCCCUGGACCCCCUCUGCGGCGGCCACCUGCACUUCGCCGCCGGCGCUGGCUACAAGAUGCUGUGCGUCAUCCUGGGGCUGGCGGACGCCUACGUCCUCUCCGAGGGCAGCACCUUUGCCUGGGACGCCUGCGCCCCCCACGCCAUCCUGCGGGCCCUGGGCGGGGGCACGGUGGCCCUGGCGGGGGCCUUGCGGGCACGGCGGGUGGGUGAAACCGGUCCCCCCCCUGAGCUGCUCUACAACCGCCCUGCGGAGGGGGCGGCGGGGGCCGAGCGCUGGGCGAACCGGGGGGGGCUGGUGGCCUACGUGCACCCCCAGCACCUGGAGGCCGUGCUGGACGCGCUGGUGGCUGUGCCCGGGCUGUGAGCCCGUGGGUGCGGGG
Messenger RNA from Oxyura jamaicensis (ruddy duck), 1236 nucleotides. It is a transcript of the gene INPP1, whose product is annotated as inositol polyphosphate-1-phosphatase. Gene Ontology annotation, molecular function: inositol-1,4-bisphosphate 1-phosphatase activity. The record is from RefSeq and is a predicted model, not a curated record. NCBI's taxonomy places the organism in Eukaryota, Metazoa, Chordata, Aves, Anseriformes, Anatidae. Gene Ontology annotation, biological process: phosphatidylinositol phosphate biosynthetic process. Bases 84 to 1220 code for a protein of 378 amino acids. The transcript has 5 exons.